UUGUAAUCAUUGGGGUACUCCUCGGAUAGACUUGUUCGCAUCCAGGGCGAACAUAAAACUGAAAAAGUUCUAUUCCCUGUCCCCAACAGACCAUCCCUUGGGGAUAGAUGCCUUUUCCCAGUGUUGGUGCAGGGGACUCCUUUAUGCCUUCCCAGGUUGCUCCCAAAUGUCUUGAGAAAGAUCAGAGAAGACAGGGCAAGAGUAGUAGACAUUGCCCCGUUCUGGCCCUGCAGGGUUUAAUUCACAUGGUUGAGAAAGAUGUCAGUUACAACCCCUUGGAUCCUCCCGGAAUCCCUGAACCUUCUACAUCAGGGACCAGUUUUGCAUGCAGAAACCUCCAGUCUUCAUCUGACGGCAUGGCUGUUGAAAGGGGGAUCCUAGAGCAAAGGGGUCUUUCAGAUCAUGUGAUCACUACUCUACUAGCAAGUAGAAAAAAGGAGGAAGCCACCCCGAAGUCGCUGAUCGAUAUAGCCCUACAUUACCUGAGCGCUAACCUUGAAAAGUUUUGCUGGAAGAGAUCGGACGGGACACUUUGUUUACACGAUGCAGCAGUGUUCCCUCAGGAGGUGGCCGAUCAACUACUGCGCACUAUGGCUGUUCAAAGACAGCUCAAUGAGGUCACAGUUGGAAUUUUCCGCGGUUGCCAGUUGCGCCUGAAGCGAGCAUGUAUCCGCAAGGCCAAGAUCUCUGCCGUAGCCUUCCGUAAAGCUUUCUGCCAUCACAAGUUAGUUGAAAUGGAUGCAACGGGGGUCAAUGCUGAUAUAACGAUUACUGAUAUAAUAUCUGGGCUCAGUAGUAGUAAAUGGAUCCGGGAGAACCUACAAUGCCUGAUCCUCAACUCCUUGACCCUAUCCCUGGAGGAUCCAUAUGAACGAUGCUUCAGCCGAUUGUCUGGCCUUCGAGCUUUGAGCAUCACUAAUGUUUUGUUUUACAAUGAAGAUCUUGCAGACGUUGCUUCCCUUCCCAGGUUGGAAAGCUUGGAUAUCUCCAACACGUCAGUGACUGACAUCUCUGCUCUGCUGAACUGCAAGGACAGACUAAAAUCCCUUACAAUGCACCACCUGAAGUGUCUAAAGAUGACUACCACACAUAUACUGGAAGUGAUCAAAGAACUGGAGCACCUCAGUCAUCUGGAUAUAUCUGAUGACAAGCAGUUCACAUCAGACAUAGCCUGUCGUCUGCUGGAGCAGAAAGAUAUACUGCUCAACCUCGUCUCCUUAGACAUCUCUGGGAGAAAGCAUGUGACCGAUAAAGCGGUGGAGGCCUUUAUCUUACAACGCCCUCAGAUCCAGUUUGUUGGUCUUCUGGCCACUGAGGCUGGGUAUUCAGAGCUCCUCUCUGGAGAAGGCAAUGUGAAGGUUUCUGGAGAAGCAAAUCAAGUCCAGAUUGCAGAAGCACUCCGCAGAUACAGUGAACGCUCCUUCUUUGUUCGUGAAGCCCUCUUUCACCUGUUUAGUCUGACACAUGCCAUGGAGAAAGCAAAUCCAAAGAUGUUAAAGUUGGUGGUGAUAGGCAUGAGAAACCACCCUACCAAUCUACCGGUACAGCUAGCUGCCAGCGCCUGUGUUUUUAACCUGACCAAGCAGGAUCUAGCAGCUGGGAUGCCUGUGAAGUUGCUGGCUGAUGUAACACAUUUGCUUCUAGAAGCUAUGAAGAAUUUCCCAAACCACCAGCAGUUGCAGAAGAACUGUCUCCUGUCCCUCUGCAGUGAUAGAAUAUUGCAAGAUGUCCCAUUUAAUAGGUUUGACGCAGCAAAGCUUGUAAUGCAGUGGUUGUGUAACCAUGAAGAUCAGAACAUGCAGAGAAUGGCGGUUGCUAUAAUCUCUAUUCUUGCUGCAAAGCUAUCUACUGAACAAACAGCACAGUUGGGAGCAGAGCUCUUCAUUGUACGGCAACUUCUUCAAAUUGUGCGACAAAAGACCAGCCAGAGUCUCGUGGACACCACCUUGAAAUUCACGCUCAGUGCUUUGUGGAACCUGACAGACGAAUCGCCUACCACAUGUCGACAUUUUAUAGAAAACCAAGGCCUGGAACUCUUCAUGAAGGUCCUUGAGACUUUUCCAUCAGAGUCUUCCAUUCAGCAGAAGGUCCUGGGUUUGCUGAACAAUAUAGCGGAGGUGAAGGAGCUGCACUCGGAGCUCAUGUGGAAGGAUUUCAUUGAUCAGAUCAGUAAGCUCCUGCACAGUGUGGAAGUGGAGGUCAGUUACUUUGCGGCUGGAAUAAUUGCGCACCUUGUGUCCCGUGGAGAGGAGACCUGGACCUUAACCUCAGACUUGCGAGAUGCUUUGCUAAAGGAACUUCAUUCUGCCAUACUCAGUUGGCCCACACCCGAAUGUGAGAUGGUGGCCUACAGGUCUUUUAAUCCCUUCUUCCCUCUCCUCGCCUGUUUUAGUACACCCGGUGUACAGCUUUGGGCAGUUUGGGCCAUGCAACACGUCUGUAGCAAAAACCCUGUUCGGUACUGCAGUAUGCUGAUCGAAGAAGGAGGAUUGGAAAAGCUGUACCGCAUCAGAGACCACGCAUGUGCCAACCCUGAUGUACUGCAGAUUACAAUCGCCAUCUUAGACAACCUGGAUAGGCACCUUACACGGCACGGUAACACUUUUAGUCCAAAGCUGCCGUCAUCUACAAAAUGAGUCUGGAGUCUUCUUCUCCUGGUUUGCCCGACGUCCUCUGUAGCUCCAUAGUGUGUUUGCUGGGCUGUUUCCUUCAAUAUCCCACCGAUGUUACCUUCAGUAGGUAGCAGAGACUUUGAUAUUGAAACAGGAAUUUCGCCUCACCACUCGCGCCUCGCUCAUAUAUUCUUUUUUUGUUUGUUUUAGUGUGCAUGAGAGUGUUUAAAAAAACUCAACUAAAAAAGGACUUUAUGUAAAAAUUAGUUUUGAAAUGAUCAUCUUCUGUGUUUUGUGCCCUCUCUUCUGGUCAGGGUAGUUUUGUUUUCCCAUUUUACAGCACCAAUGGAAGGUAGAAUAUGGAAUUUAUUAAUAUCAUUUGUAUCACUUACCCCCCCGCCCAUCAUGUAAAUCUGAAGAUUUUUUUUUUUUUUAUUGAUUUUUUUUUAAAGCAGGGGAAAUGAAAUUAUGAAGCUGUUUAAAAAAAAAAUAUAUAUAUAUAUAAAAAAAAAGUUUACAUGAAAUAUUAUGUUAUAUGAAAAGAUAGGAUUUAUAAUGAGUUCUAUUGCAAAAAAAUAUAGAACUUUUUUUUUUUUUUUAAAUUGUCUACAUAUGUCCUAAAAGUCUGCGCUAAUCCCUAAAGGUGCCCAUAGAUCUUGAACUGAAGUCAGGGACACCCACCACCUAUGGCGUUUAUGGUGGCCUCCCAACUCUUCUAUGGGAGAGGGGUUGGGCGUGUUGGAUUCUUACUGCCCAUCCCUAAUGUUUUGGGUAAGAGAAGCCAAACCUGCCGUCCCUUUACAGCAGUGGUGUCAUAACUGUGGCCCUCCAGAUGUUGCAAAAAUACAACUCACAGGAAACGGAUGUCUGGGCAUGCUGGGAGUUGUAGUUUUGCAACAUCUGGAGGGCCACAGUUUGGACACCACUGCUUUGAGGAAACCUAAACAUUCAACCAUACUGAACAUUUAUGUGUAUGGCCACCUUUAGAGAUCUGAACUUUGACUUUCCUGCUGAGCUGAUUUCCCUAGUUCAGUGAUUUCCACACUGUGUUGCAAAACUACAACUCCCAGCAUGCCUGGACAGCUGCAGGCAAUUCAGACAUGCUUGGAGUUGUAGUUUUGCAACAACUGGAGGGAUGCCGUUUGGAGGCCAAAGAGUUAAAGGAGUACUCCACUGGAAAACAUUUUUUUUGUUUUGUUUUUUAUCAACUGGUGCCAAACAGUUAAACAGAUUUG
This is a messenger RNA of Hyla sarda, 3847 nucleotides long. RefSeq names its product zyg-11 family member B, cell cycle regulator (gene ZYG11B). Gene Ontology annotation, cellular component: Cul2-RING ubiquitin ligase complex. Lineage: Eukaryota; Metazoa; Chordata; Amphibia; Anura; Hylidae. The coding region runs from base 108 to 2636 and encodes 842 amino acids. The transcript is spliced from 14 exons. The record is from RefSeq and is a predicted model, not a curated record.